Messenger RNA from Sitodiplosis mosellana (orange wheat blossom midge), 1805 nucleotides. RefSeq names its product beta-1,3-glucan-binding protein-like. Lineage: Eukaryota; Metazoa; Arthropoda; Insecta; Diptera; Cecidomyiidae. Gene Ontology annotation, biological process: carbohydrate metabolic process. Gene Ontology annotation, molecular function: hydrolase activity, hydrolyzing O-glycosyl compounds. The transcript has 4 exons. Bases 598 to 1737 code for a protein of 379 amino acids. The record is from RefSeq and is a predicted model, not a curated record.
CAUGAAAGAAUUUUGGAAUCUUUCGAUGUGGCUACCUUCUUCGAACAUUCAUAACGACGAUAGUUCACUGGUCAUCGAUUCAAUUCGAGUUUGGGCUAUUUAAACAAAAUUAUUCCAUUCAUUUUCAAACAGAACCCAUAUUUGUUAAUAGAAAAACAAAGUCAAUAAAAUCGAAUCUUUAUUUAUCCUAUGAAUUCCACAAGACAAAGUGUGUGUCAGUCGUUUAUUAUGAGAGUCGGAAAAAAGAAUAAUUGCAAAGCAGAAUUGAAUUCAAUAACAAUUGAAAUUUCUGAUGACACAUACGGCACAGUCCGUGCAAAUUGUGCUGGUUGUAAUUGUCGUAUCACAAAGAGCCGUCUGUGUAUUGUAUAAAUGAAUGAUUUGCUUCAUGAAUUAUUAAAAUGUGUGUGCAAUCAUAGUCAUUAGCCACCAGGGAAACGCGUAUAUGGAUGAAUGACACGCAACCUACUGAAAGUGUCACACAAACACAUGAUACAUUUCAACCGUGAACAUUUAAGAGUCGAUUAACUCAGUGCUCAUCAGUUCGAUUUGUGGUCGGAACAAGAGAAUAUUCGUUUUGAAAAAGACAAAGGAAAUAUGUUGAGAAUUACUUGUUUAGUUUUGUUGAGCAUUUUCUUCAUAGUUGCAAUAAUUUUUAUUGUGCUUUUGAUCAUAUACCCUAGUUCGAGUGGCUGUAAACCGACCAUUACAACGGCAAGUGGAGAGUUUGCUGUGUCCGGCGAAAUUUGUGCGGGGAAUUUGAUAUUUGAAGAGAAUUUUGAGACAUUAGACAAACGCAAAUGGCAACCUGAAGUAACGUUCUGGGGUGGCGGCAAUGGUGAAUUUGAAUGGUACACCGCUGAUGAUGUGAAUAGCUUUGUGAAAAAUAAAAAAUUGUACAUCAAACCAACGCUCACUGCGAAUAAAAUCGGCUACGACGCAGUGGAACACGGUUAUGUUCGUUUGGAUGAUUGCACCGAUCCAGAUAAAACACAAUGUGAACGUCAAGCUGGUGGCAAUAUCAUCAUUAACCCUGUACAAAGUGCUCGCCUUACAACAGAAAAGUCCUUUUCUUUCAAGUACGGCCGAGUCGAAGUGAUUGCGAAACUACCCACCGCUGAUUAUCUGUGGCCAGCCGUUUGGCUUAUGCCACGCGUGUCAAAGUACGGUCUGUGGCCUCGCUCUGGUGAAAUUGAUCUGAUGGAAUCCCGUGGCAAUAAUAAUUAUACGGAUUUAAAUGGCAUUCAAUUUGGAGCAAAGCGAACCACUUCAACUUUGCACUUUGGUCCAUCUAGUCAAUUGGAUAAGUGGCAAACUUCGACGUAUGCCAAAAUCAAUGAAACCGGCUUCAACAACGGCUUUCACAUUUAUGAAUUUAUAUGGAAUGAAAAGGGUUUUAUUUUCUAUGUGGAUCGAGCCGAGAUUGGAUCUGUUCCGGUCGGUGAUGGCUUUUGGAAACGUGGUGAUUUCCAGGGGAAUGACAUCUGGGCAUCAGGCACAAAGAUGGCUCCAUUCGAUCAAAAGUUCCAUUUCAUCAUAAAUCUUGCCGUUGGAGGCACAACUAACUACUUUCCAUCGGAUUUUCUAAAUGAAAAUGGACCAAAGCCAUGGAACGAUACAUCUCCAUCAGCUAUGAAAGAUUUUUGGGCCAAUCGUGAGCAGUGGCUACCAACAUGGGACUUGGAAGGCGAUGACAGUUCUCUGAUUGUUGAUUCAAUAAAAGUGUGGGCUGCAUAGGGUUAUUUAAUAUUUUGAAAUAGCUAAGUCAAUUUAAUAUUAAAAAUAAAAUAUUUAGUUAAAUAAAA